Molecule: messenger RNA, 2591 nt
Organism: Gambusia affinis (western mosquitofish)
Lineage: Eukaryota; Metazoa; Chordata; Actinopteri; Cyprinodontiformes; Poeciliidae
Gene: pwp1
Product: PWP1 homolog, endonuclein
Exons: 15
Coding region: 724-2211 (495 amino acids)
Biological process (GO): rRNA processing
Cellular component (GO): nucleus
Molecular function (GO): protein binding
Source: RefSeq, a predicted model, not a curated record
ACGACAGGGAAGUUUAAACCAUGGUUAGAUAUUCAGGUGUCUUAUGUUGUCUUUAUUUUAAGAAUAAAAAGAGCAGUCAGCUUGUUAGCGACCAUCUACGAAAAAACGUUUCAAAAAAAGUUCAACAACUUCAAGAUUUUUUUAAUUUUUAUUUUAGCAUACACGCUUCUAAUUUAAUAGUUGCACUGCCAUAAGGGGAUAUGUCAGAUACAUAGAUUUUUAAGUCCAAGUUAUUAAAGUUUUUAACGUUUUAGUGGGAAACGGCAACUUGAUGGUCCCUAAAACAUAGACAUAAAUACUGUGCCUUGGCUGCCUUAGCCCAAGCAAAGUGUUGUGCUGACUUUAGAUAUCCAUCUUCGGUGUAUUCAGCUUGAUGACAACUUAAAUACUUUUUUCUUUUCUCAAAUAGCCGCCGAUGGAGUUCCAGUAUGUGUUGACAAUCUAGGUUCGCUAAAUUAUGAAAUCUAGUUUUAAUUUCUGACUUUCGAUAGGCUUGAAAAUGUUACUUCAGCUUUUUGUAAGGCCUUUCGAAAAUAAUUCGGUCCUUUUCUGGGUCUUUGACGGAAUUUUGAUCAGGCAGCUCUUUGAACGGCCAAAGUAGGAGCGGUCCUAAUCUCUCACAUGUACCACUGUGUGCAUGCCUGAGGUGAAACAGUUUGAGAAAGGGGAAAAAAGCACAUUUUAUUAUAUUUACUGCUGUUGGUCUACAAGUAUUUUUACAUUAUGAGCUCCCAGAUUACGUGUGUCGGGUGGGUGAAGCGUGGCGUUGCCAAGGAAACCCCUGACAAGGUCGAGCUGAGUCAAGAGGAGCUUCAACGCAUCAUUACCGAAGCUAGAGAAGAUCUGGGGGAUGUAGCAGGGGAAGAUGAAGAUGAGGAGGAAGAUGAAGGCAUUCCACGUGAUGACGAUCCAUCUGGAGAAACAUUAGAUGAUGAAGAAGACUUGGAUCCAAAGACCGGGAAUGAUGAAGAGGAGGAAGACGAUGAACUGGCGGAAUAUGGGCUGGACAAGUAUGAUGAAGAGGAUACAGCUACUGCUAACCUUGGCGACAGUCUAGCUGGGCUCACGGUGUUCAGCUCUAAUGACGAGGAUCCCUACAUCACCAUCAAAGACACAGACCAGUAUGAGCGAGAAGACUUCCAAAUCAAACCCACUGAUAACCUCAUCCUGGCUGGCAAAACGGAGAAGGACUGCUGCAACUUGGAGAUCUAUAUUUAUAACUCAGAGGAGGAAUCAAUGUAUGUCCAUCAUGACAUCCUGCUGCCAGCCUAUCCGUUGUGUGUGGAGUGGCUAGACUUCGAUCCCAACCCACAAGAGGGAAGAGCUAACUACGUCGCCGUGGGCAACAUGACUCCACAGAUAGACGUGUGGGAUCUGGAUGUGGUGGACUGUUUGGAGCCAGUCUUCUCCCUUGGGAACAAAAAGGCCUCCAAGAAGAAAAAGAAAAGCACAAAGGGUGCAGCAGCGGAGCCUGUGGAGGGACACACAGAUGCAGUGUUGGAUUUAUCCUGGAACAAGCUGGUCAGGAAUGUGCUGGCCAGUGGAUCUGCCGACGACACGGUCGUCCUGUGGGAUCUGUCUCAGGGCAAGCCAGCCACAACUCUGCGGAAGCACACAGACAAGGUCCAGACGUUGAGAUUUCAUCCCUUCGAGGCACAGACCUUGAUAUCUGGAUCAUAUGACAAGACAGCCGUCCUUUAUGACUGCCGGAAUCCAGACAGCAGCUUCAGAACCUGGAGGUUUAGUGGGCAAGUGGAGCGGCUGGUGUGGAACCACUUCUCACCCUUUAACUUCCUGGCCAGCACAGAAGAUGGUUUCGUCUACUGUCUAGAUGCCCGCACCGAUAAACCAUUGUUCACACUAAAGGCACACGACGAAGAAGUGUCAGGUUUAGACCUCAGCAGCCAGAUCAAAGGAUGCCUCGUCACCUCAUCUGCUGACAAACACGUGAAGAUUUGGGACAUUUUAAGCAACAAGCCCAGCCUGGUGCACUCUCGAGACAUGAAAAUGGGGGUGCUGUUCUGUGCUUCGUGUUGCCCUGAUCUGCCCUUCGUCUACGCCUUCGGGGGACAGAAGGAUGGCUUGCGGAUUUGGGACAUAAGUGACGUUGCAGCAGUGAGCGAGGUGUUCGGCAGCCGAGAGCGCAUGACGGUGAACCCGGGAAGCCAGGCUUCCUCGUCUGCAGCCACAGCAGACAUGGAAGUCUCCUAGGGAUCUUCUGGAUCCUCUGUAAUCAUAAAUUAGUUGGAUUACCAUGGAAACCCAGCAGGUUUCCCUUUUGUGCCUGGCUGCGAGAAGGGCAGAACUAGCUAAAUCUGAACUCACAGCAUUGAAUAAAGACUGACCAACAUGUGUCUAAAAAGACUGGAACACAAACUACCGGUAGUUAAUAGAAUAAUUAGACAGAAAUGCUAUUUUUUAUAAUUGUGCUAGUAAACAUCGUACACAUUUUCUCAGAUCUUUGCCCCGGUGCCUCUCUCUGUGCAUUAGAAGUACAAAUCACUACUAAAAGUAGUAGUACUGAUUUACCUGUCCACAAGAAAUAAAUCAAUUAAAUUGUUUUACAGUAAUUACAAAUGUAAAGUUACCAG